Molecule: messenger RNA, 1371 nt
Organism: Dichotomopilus funicola
Lineage: Eukaryota; Fungi; Ascomycota; Sordariomycetes; Sordariales; Chaetomiaceae
Product: glycoside hydrolase
Exons: 4
Coding region: 1-1371 (456 amino acids)
Biological process (GO): carbohydrate metabolic process
Molecular function (GO): hydrolase activity, hydrolyzing O-glycosyl compounds
Source: RefSeq, a predicted model, not a curated record
AUGUACACCAAGGUCGCCACCGCUCUCUCUUUCGCCAGCCUCGUGCUUGGCCAGCAGGUCGGAACCCUGACUGCUGAGACUCACCCCUCGCUCCCUAUCCAGGUGUGCACGGCGGCUGGCGCUUGCACGACUGAGGACACCACCGCUGUCCUUGAUGCCAACUGGCGCUGGACUCACGUCACUGACGGCUACACCAACUGCUACACCGGCAACGCCUGGAACGAGACGGCGUGCCCGGAUGGCGCGACGUGCGCUGCGAACUGCGCCAUCGACGGUGCCGACUAUGAGGCCACCUACGGCAUCACGACCCCCGAGACUGGUGCUCUCCGCCUGAACUUCGUCACUUCCAACGCUGACGGCGCCAACGUCGGCUCGCGUGUCUACCUUCUCGCCUCGGAGGACAAGUACCGCCUGUUCAACCUCCUCAACCAGGAGUUCACCCUGGACGUCGAUGUCUCCAACCUCCCCUGCGGCCUUAACGGCGCCGUCUACUUCUCCGAGAUGGAUGAGGAUGGUGGUCUGUCCCGCUUCGAGGGCAACAAGGCUGGUGCCGCCUACGGCACCGGCUACUGCGACUCGCAGUGCCCCCAGGACAUCAAGUUCAUCAACGGCGAGGCCAACUCCGAGGGCUGGGACGGCAGCGACGAGAACUCGGGUGCCGGCAAGUACGGCUCCUGCUGCGCGGAGAUGGACAUCUGGGAGGCCAACUCGGAUGCCACCGCCUACACUCCCCACCCUUGCUCCGUCACUGAGCAGACCCGCUGCGAGAGCGAGGCGGACUGCGGCGCUGGUGACAGCCGCUACGCCGGUAUCUGCGACAAGGAUGGCUGCGACUUCAACAGCUACCGUAUGGGCGACCAGUCCUUCUACGGCCCCGGCUCGACCGUCGACACCGCCAAGCCCAUUACCGUGGUGACCCAGUUCAUCACCGAUGACGGCACUGACACCGGCAGCCUCUCGGCCAUCAAGCGCUUCUACGUCCAGGACGGCACCGUCAUCCCCAACUCGCUCACCGUCAUCGACGGCAUCGAUGCCACCAACGAGAUCACUGAGGAGUACUGCGAGCAGCAGAAGACCGCCUUUGGCGACAACAACUACUUCAAGACCGUCGGCGGCCUUGCUGGUAUGGGCAAGUCGCUCACCAAGAUGGUCCUCGUCCUCUCCAUCUGGGAUGACCAUGCCGUUUCCAUGAACUGGCUCGACAGCAACUACCCCACCGACGCCGACCCGACCGCCCCCGGUGUCGCCCGUGGCCGUUGCGACCCCGCUGACGGUCUGCCGGAGACCGUCGAGGCCGCGCACCCGGAUGCCUACGUCAUCUACUCCAACAUCAAGGUUGGUGCCAUCAACUCCACCUUCACUGCUGCUUAA